Trichobilharzia szidati is the source of this 260-nucleotide messenger RNA. The record is from the annotation of a GenBank genome assembly. Lineage: Eukaryota; Metazoa; Platyhelminthes; Trematoda; Strigeidida; Schistosomatidae.
AUGACUGGAAGACUGUUUAAUCCACAGCAUUUACACUUUCCAUUAUUAGCCUUAUCGAUCGGUUUAUUAGGCUAUGCCCUAGCUACUGCUGAUUGGCCAUGCGGAAAUUUAUUCACUCAAUGCUUUAAAACACUGCCGAUAUUAAUUGUGAUCAUACUAUUAGCCGCAGGUGUCGGUGGAUUGGGAUUAAUAUUUUUAAUUGAUUUAUUCGGUGCUUGUAGUAGUAAAUGGAUACCGGGACCAGUGUGUACAACGAUUAA